This is a messenger RNA of Bemisia tabaci, 2085 nucleotides long. RefSeq names its product leucine-rich repeat-containing protein 56. Gene Ontology annotation, molecular function: protein binding. The record is from RefSeq and is a predicted model, not a curated record. Lineage: Eukaryota; Metazoa; Arthropoda; Insecta; Hemiptera; Aleyrodidae.
AUUUAAACUUACCGAGCGGAUUCCGGGCUGCAUUAAAUUAAGUGCUGCAGUUGAGGACUGUCGGUUGAUCGCGGGAGACAAGAAUGGCCCCUCUUUGCACGCGGGUGAUUCCCCAACAAAAUGAAGAAGCAGUGAUGGAAACCGAGGCCAACUCAGAUUCAGAUGCGGAAAGCUUAUCAUCAGACGAUGAUUCCUUCUAUGAAAUCCCUGAUCAAGUCAACCUUCAUCAGCAGUUCUAUGCCAACGAUGAUAGUCUUAUCCAGCUCUUGCAACGGACAACCGGCAAAGAGGAAUUGAGCGAGAUCACGGAGCUGAAAUUGCGGGCCAUGUCUGAGGAGAUAAGUCUUUCGCGAAUCAACGGCCUCGUCCCUAACUUGACCACACUCAACCUCGACGGCAGUAGCUUGACCUCUCUACGGGAACUUGGCUGCAGUUUGAAUAAACUGAAGGUCCUACGGGUAUGCUACUGUGGAAUCAGUUCAUUGGACGGUAUCCUGGGCUUUACUUCCUUGAAAGAGCUUUACGUUUCAUACAACCACAUUCAGAACAUCGGGAUGUGCACUUCCUUACCACAUCUGGAAAUCCUGGAUUUAAGGAGAAACAACAUAUGCGCAAUUGGGAGCGUGGAAUUCCUGAGCACUUGUCCAAAGCUGCGAAAUCUCACGCUAGCGGAGAAUCAACUCACUUCCACGUCAAACUACAGGAAUCAGAUCCUGGGGAUGAUCCCGCAGUUGCGAGUUCUCGAUGGCAUUCCUUGCGGAGCACACGGGAUUAGGUGCAAUGAAUUGAACCCGAGUGAUUCUGAAACAACCUCCGAGUCAAGCCUAUCUGAACAUGAACCAACACCGCCGGAGAGUUUGCUUCUUUCUUUUACGCAAUCAGCCAACUCAACGUCUGAUUCACAGCCUUUGCCAACUAUUCCAGACACGGAGACUCGAAACUCGCAUGCAAGCUCACUGACAUCGGGCGCCGUCUUGUGUGGUAGUAUCGCCAAAUCGUUGCGGAGCAAACGGUUGGGGAGAGAAGGCGGUGCUGGUCUCAGAAUUCUAAGCCCUGUCCAUACUCCCGGCUUCGGACCAGUGGUCAAGAUGGAAAAAUCGGACGCCAUGCAAGCCUCUAAGAUGUGGAGACGGGAGGCGGCUAAAUUGAGACACGAAACCUCAUAAAGCUCGCUCAUUAACGCGGUCUCUGUGGAUUUUCUGCCCGGUCAAGUUUCGUGAUUGCUGCCAGAUUGUGCUAGAAAUUCAGCACAUCUCCUCGUCUAACCACGGUUGUCACAGAAUUUGAAAAAUGAAAUUCCCUGACAUUUCCCUGAUUUGCCGACACACUUUGGUCAAAUUUCCUAUCAAUUGAGGAUAUGCCAGAUGGUUAAAAACAUACGUAACCAGAAAUAUUAUUUAGGCAAAAUUUGUUUCGAGACGUCAAACCCAAUCUAGAAAGCAGAUAAAAGUGACUGAAUGAGUUUCUCUGACAUUUUCGUUCUUCUCCUUGACAUUCCAGGUUUUUCUAGACUUUUUAAAAUUCGCUGACAUUUCUAGGUUUUCCCUGACUGUGGCGACCCUGUUUGACUGAACGUAAAAUAUCUAGGGGUUUUCACGCAAUCUGGCAACUUCGAAUUCCGUGGGAUACAAAACGACGGCGAAACUGCAAAAAGGCGUAUCUCGAUUGCGAUGUUUCAAAGUCUCCAUCACUAUUUCAUUUUUUCAAAACAGCAUGAUGGUUGGAAAUUUUUCACUGAAUACCUACUCCUCGCACAGAAAGAAAAAUCAUGUUUUUCUUCUUUUCUCUUUGUCCUAUAUUGUUUUACACCAAAAACAAUUUGUCCUCCUCCCGAAAGACAAAUUGUCAUCGUUUUCGUUCGAAAUUCCGUCCGAUCCAUCAAAAUUGUUCACUGAAAAUUUUGCUUUUAAACGUCAACAGUACAAGAGAAUAAUUUAUAGUAAAUAAGGAGCAAAAUGGAAAUAAUAGUUGAAACAGAAUACAAAAUCGACAUAAAAAUGAUCCGAAUAAUAGGCGCAUACUAUAAUCCUUCUAAAACUAAUGUAUGUAUAAAUUGAAUUGUAUAUUUAUAUUUAAAUAAAGAUA